Messenger RNA from Radiomyces spectabilis, 1204 nucleotides. RefSeq lists its product as uncharacterized. The transcript has 7 exons. The record is from RefSeq and is a predicted model, not a curated record. Bases 181 to 1110 code for a protein of 309 amino acids. Lineage: Eukaryota; Fungi; Mucoromycota; Mucoromycetes; Mucorales; Radiomycetaceae.
UGAAAUAAAAAAAUAAAAAUUCACAUUAAGACUUUGGGUAUACCACACUUCCCUUGUUCUCCCUGUUCAAAUUUCUCUUCUUUUCUUUUCCUCAAACCUUUUUUUUCUUUUUUUACCUCCACUUGUUUCCUCUAUUUUUUUUUCCACUACCGAAAAGUUCCAACUUUUUUUAAAUUCAUCAUGAUCGAAGACGUCAAGUAUAGAAACAAGUACAGGGAAUUGAAGAAGCGGAUCCGAGAUAUUGAAGAAGAAAACGAUCUUCUUCAUAUUCGGUUAUAUAAAGCCCGUAAAAACAUUAGCCAAUUGAAAUUAGAGAGAACUUUUUUACUGGAUCGCAUGGAAAAGGUGCAUGGUGCCUCGCUGCCUAACAGCGAUCACUCAGAUAUGGGCUCCGAUAUUGAAACCCACGAUGGCAUCGAUUUGAAAUAUCAUUCUACAAAGCACGGUGAUCAUCAUCGUGGUCGAAUAGACAAAAUGCUCGCGGGUAAGCCGCCGCGACGAAAGAAGGAUCCCAAUGCACCGAAAGGGCCGGGCAACGUCUUUUUCCUGUACUGUCGCCUUGAACGAGACAAGAUCAAAGAUCAGUACCCGCAAGAAAAUCUCGGUGAAGUCACCAAAUUACUGGGCCAGAAAUGGAAAAGUCUGUCAAAGGAAGAAAAACAGAAAUAUUAUGAUAUGUAUAAAAAAGAGAUGGAAGAGUAUGAGGAGGCAAUGAAAUCAUAUACCGGGGCCAAUGGUUUACCGUUGACUGAUGCCGUCAAUGGAACCGAGGAAACCGCAGAAGCCAUGACGUUGUCGGCCAUGUCUUCACCAGUGCCUUCGACGGAUGAUCCCAGCGAUUCGUUGAUGCCGUCAUUACAUGAUAUAGAUGAAGACGAAGUCACCGCCACGCCAUCGGGUUCGAUCCAGUCGGUCGGCAAUCUCCCUUCCCAAACGAACCAUGCAUCCACUGAUCAUCCCAUCACCUUGCCUCCUCCACUUUCUUCUUCUGUUGACCCCGACUCCGCCGCUCCUACUCCUACGACUGUGACAUCUGACAACGUGUCCACCGCGCCAUCUCAGUCUAGCUUGCGAGCUAUGGCAUGGGAACCCGAGAACGGGUUACGUUAACUCAAAAGAACGAUCAUAUAUAUCACCCCCUCCAUUUCAUUAAAAUAAAGAAAACUCUCUUGGUUCUUGAGCUGUAAAAGGAUCAAGUUCACAG